AUGCACCUCACCUCCCUGCUCUUCGUCGCCGCGGCCGCACUGCCAAGCACACUCGCACAAGCCGACGGAAACCUACGCUCAUGCCUCGAGAAAGCCGUUGGCGGCGAAAAGAGCCGUGUGGCAUGGAAGACCAAGUUCCUCUUCGACCUUCUCGAUGUCCAUCGGUAUAAUCUCUACUACGACACCGACCCGGCUGCUAUUGUGUAUCCCCAUGACGCAAAGGAGGUUGGAGCUGUGGUCGUUUGUGCGGCGAAGGCAAAGGUGCCGGUGCAGGCGCGAUCUGGUGGGCAUUCGUUUGGGAACUAUGGUCUUGGCGGUGACGGUGGCGCGGUUGUAGUCGACACCAAGCAUCUAAGCCAACUGACCUACGACGAAAAGGAUCAGACCGCGCAUAUCGGCCCUGGCAAUGGUCUCGGCGACGUAAAUGCGUUUUUGCUCGAAUAUGACCGCCUGGCCUCCCAUGGUGACGCACCCCAGGUCGGCGUCGGCGGCCACUACACCAUUGGCGGACUCGGCCGGGUAUCCCGUCAAUACGGCGCCGCCUGCGAUAACAUCCUCUCCGCUGAGGUUGUCCUCGCCGACGGAUCAAUCAUCACCGCUUCUCCCACGCAGAACACCGAUAUGUUCUUCGCCAUCCGCGGUGCAGGUGCCAGCUUCGGCAUCGUGACUGACUUUCACAUCCGCACGCAUCCCGCGCCCGGCUCCGCCAUCGCGUUCACCUACAACGUCACUCUGGGCAACGCCGAGGCCCAAGCCGACGCCUUCAAAGCCUGGCAAGCACUCGUCUCUAACCCGAAACUGCCCCGCGAGCUGUCGACGCAAUUCAUCGCGCUACCCUUGGGCAUCAGCGUCAUCACGGGCUUCUACUACGGCUCCGAGAAGGACUUUUCGGCAUUGAAGCUGGACACGCAACUCUUCGGCAUCGACGACGCUGAGAUUUCUGUGCGAGUAGUGGAUAAAGCCGUCGCGGUAGCGCACGACUUUUCGGAGCUGGGACUGAAGUUAUUUGGAGACGUGCCUGCGCAUUUCUACAGCAAGUCACUGUCCUUCAACAAGGAUACACUGAUGUCUGAUGAUGCGAUCGACGCAAUGUUCAAGUACCUCGGCGACAUCAACCUUUCGACGCUAACGACGCCGUGGUUCGUCAUAUUCGAUCUCGAGGGCGGUGCAAUCAACGAUGUUGCCCAGAACUCGAGCGCAUAUGCGUUUCGAGAUGCGAUUUUCUUCUUGCAGAGCUAUGCGGUCGACUUGCUGGGCCUGUUCCCGGACCAAACGCGCAAGUUUCUGGAUGGACUGAAUGAGGUUGUGCUGGAGCAUGCUGGGGAUAAGGACAAGAAGUUUGGGAGUUAUCCCGGAUAUGUCGAUCCGUAUCUGGGAGACAAUGCGCGGGAGCUGUACUGGCGGGGCAACUAUGAGCGGUUGAGGGAGAUCAAGAAGGUGAGGGACCCGGACCAGGUUUUCAGGAAUCCGCAGAGUGUCGAGCCGGCGAAUUGA
Molecule: messenger RNA, 1494 nt
Organism: Cyphellophora attinorum
Lineage: Eukaryota; Fungi; Ascomycota; Eurotiomycetes; Chaetothyriales; Cyphellophoraceae
Product: putative FAD-linked oxido YvdP
Exons: 2
Coding region: 1-1494 (497 amino acids)
Molecular function (GO): oxidoreductase activity; FAD binding
Source: RefSeq, a predicted model, not a curated record